Plutella xylostella (diamondback moth) is the source of this 1862-nucleotide messenger RNA. RefSeq lists its product as uncharacterized. The record is from RefSeq and is a predicted model, not a curated record. Gene Ontology annotation, molecular function: structural constituent of chitin-based larval cuticle. NCBI's taxonomy places the organism in Eukaryota, Metazoa, Arthropoda, Insecta, Lepidoptera, Plutellidae. Gene Ontology annotation, cellular component: chitin-based extracellular matrix.
AUGAAUUCGUUAUGGAUACUCACGUCCGUAAUAAUAGCAACAACAUCCGGACAUUACACAUACUCGGUGCCGCAACACGCAGUCGACUACGCCAAGGGAGCAGAAAUCUACCAAUCAGGGCUCGAGCUGCAGCAGCAUAAGGGCUUAGGCGUCCAAGCACAAGCCUACGCCGCCCAAUCGCACCAGACGCAUGGCUUCGGCGGCCAAUCACAGGGCUUCGGUGGUGACGCACAUAAAUUCAUCGGCCAUCACAGUUUUGGCGGCGAUGCGAAUAAAAUCAUAGCACAGUCGCACAAUUUCGGUGGUGACUCAAAGGAGCAGGGUCACAAGUUUGCCAAUCAAGUCCACAAAUUCAUCAGUCAGGCCCCAGCCCAUUCUUUUGUCGUAGAAGCUCAUAAACUACCUACACCAACACACACAUUUGUUGCUGAACCGCAUAAAGCUAUUCAGUCCAGUGAUUUCGGUGUUCAUAAGUUCAUCAGCCAGCCUCACGGAUUCGGUGAAGGUCACAAAUUCAUCCAAUCACAGAGUUUCGGCGGUGACGCACACAAAUUCGGCCAAUCGCAAAGUUUCGGAGGUGACGCUCACAAAUUCAUCGGUCAGUCGCAGGGUUUCGGUGGUGACGCGCAUAAAUUCAUUGGCCAAUCGCAAGGGUUCGGUGGGGAAUCGCACGGGUUUGCCAGCCAAUCGCACGAAAGCAGCGCCGAGGAGCAUGGGUUUGCUGGCCAAUCAGUGGGGUACAGUGGAGAGCAGCAUGAGAUUCACGGAGGAAAUUCUGAGGGAGAGAAGUCGGCCAAAAUCUUGAAACAGGACUACGAAAACCACGGGCACGCCUAUACCUACAGCUAUGCUACAGACAAUGGCAUCAAAGCCCAAGAGACCGGCAAAGUAGAAGGAAAGAGUCUAUCAGUCGAAGGGGAAUACUCCUACACGGGCCACGACGGCCAGACCUAUACGGUUCACUACACCGCUGAUGAAAACGGCUUCAGACCUUCAGGAGCUCAUCUCCCCACCCCUCCCCCGGUGCCUGAAGGCAUCCUGAAGAGCCUGGAGCAAAACGCUCAUGAGGAGGCUAAUGGGAUCUUUGACGACGGAAGCUACAAAGAAUCCCACUCAUCUGAGGAGCAACUACCCCAAUACGAGUCGAGUUACGAGCACUACCAGCCCCAGACCGCCACUGAAGCCCCUCAGGGCCACCACCAGACCUUCCAAGGUCAAGUUCAAUCCUUCCAAGGUCACCACCAGCAACCACAAGCGUUCCACGGCGAACACCAAAGUUUCGGUGGAGGAUUCAGCCACGGUGCCGCAGUCCACGUCACUAACUCCAACGGAGGGGGCUACCAUUAUGGACACUAAGGAGUAACGUUUAAGGAUGGUUGUUGUGUGCUUUGAGUUGUGCUGUCAAUUGUUUUGUGGAGUCAUUUUUUUUAGAGGGAUUAUGGGAAUUAGACUGAUUUUGGUGCGACUCAAAAUGCGUAAAAAUAUUAUAUCUAGUUAUACGCGACAGAAAUUGUUUAGGAAAUUCUAUUUAUACUUAGGAUGAAUGUAGUACUUUGCUGUCCAGUUAAUGCAAGCAUGUGAAUUUUAGAGCAUACUUUGGAUACGAAGUAAUUUUAUUUAUUCUAGAUGAUAAAUUGUCAAAAUUUAAAAUAUCCUGUAGUAGCAUUAUUAGUUGAAAAUUUGCUUUGUUUCAAUGUGAAUAAAUUAGUCGUUAGAUAAUUAAAUUAUUCGGUUCAAUUUUAUUACAAAACUACAGGAUUGUGGUGUGGAGUAAGGAAUUAGAAACUUGUAGUUUUGUUAGUAAAAACCAAAAAGAAAAUACCAAAAAAAUGCUUUACAGCAAUUUGUUAUUAUAAAAUAUU